Molecule: messenger RNA, 3863 nt
Organism: Antechinus flavipes (yellow-footed antechinus)
Lineage: Eukaryota; Metazoa; Chordata; Mammalia; Dasyuromorphia; Dasyuridae
Gene: GRM3
Product: glutamate metabotropic receptor 3
Exons: 6
Coding region: 717-3356 (879 amino acids)
Biological process (GO): regulation of synaptic transmission, glutamatergic; G protein-coupled glutamate receptor signaling pathway
Cellular component (GO): membrane
Molecular function (GO): group II metabotropic glutamate receptor activity
Source: RefSeq, a predicted model, not a curated record
UGCUAGGCGGUCUGUAUCUCAGCAGAGAGCCCCAAAUAGAAAGGAUGUUUUUUGUCUGACCAAGAAGGAAAGUUGCUCUGGUGCCUGGGAAGUGGGUUUGCCUGAAGGCUGGAGAGAGGAGGAGGGUUAGUAGGCUGUGAAGUACUCCGUUCCUCUCCGCUCGGCUCCGCUCCCCUCCCCUUCCAGGAAGACCACCUGGUCUCUACUCUCCCUUUCUUCCAACCUCCUUCUUCCUCUCUCCCCCUCCUCAACCUCUCCCUCCCUCCCUUUCCCCCACUCCCCACUGAUUCCGGAGGCCUUGAUGCUCUGCCAUCGGGCCCCAGUCCAGCUAGCAGAGGAGAAGGAGGGGACGCUCUUGACGCGAAGCAGUUCACACAAGUUGGCCAUUUCGGGGGUAAACUAAGUUCCCCCUUUGGAUUUGGAAAGGACAAAGCCGGGGCGCUGCUGCUUUUGUGUCGGAUGCGGAGAACAAACCAUGAGCCGCCGGAGCCCAGGAGCAGCGGGAGUAGCAGCAGCAGCCGCAGCAGCCGCUGCCAGCACCAGCCUCAGGCAGGAGUUGCCUUCGGUGCACGGAAUUUGGUGACAGGCUUCAGCAGUCUAUUCCUCCCUUGUUCAAAGGACGAACCAAAGGCCCGGCAUAGAAAUGAAGCAAAAGGACUAACAGUCACAUCUUGCUCCUUCCAUCGAUGUCUCCUUGAGUUAUAGAAAUAGGAUCAAUGAAGAUGUUGACGAGGUUCCAGGUGCUUACCCUAGCAUUGUUUUCCAAGGGAUUCUUACUUUCUUUAGGGGACCAUAAUUUUUUGAGAAGGGAAAUAAAGAUAGAAGGAGACCUCGUUUUAGGAGGCUUAUUCCCUAUUAAUGAAAAAGGCACUGGAAUAGAAGAAUGUGGACGUAUCAAUGAGGAUCGAGGCAUCCAACGCCUGGAAGCCAUGUUAUUUGCCAUUGAUGAGAUCAACAGAGACAAUUACUUACUUCCAGGGGUAAAGCUAGGUGUCCACAUUUUGGACACCUGUUCAAGAGAUACCUAUGCUUUAGAGCAAUCCCUGGAAUUUGUCAGGGCAUCUUUGACUAAAGUGGAUGAAGCAGAAUAUAUGUGUCCUGAUGGAUCUUAUGCUAUACAAGAAAACAUCCCAUUACUCAUUGCAGGGGUCAUAGGUGGCUCUUACAGUAGUGUGUCAAUUCAGGUGGCAAAUCUCCUAAGGCUCUUCCAGAUCCCUCAGAUAAGCUACGCAUCCACCAGUGCCAAACUAAGUGACAAGUCACGUUACGAUUACUUUGCCAGGACCGUGCCCCCAGACUUCUACCAGGCUAAGGCCAUGGCUGAGAUCUUGCGUUUCUUCAACUGGACCUAUGUGUCAACUGUGGCCUCUGAAGGUGACUAUGGGGAGACAGGGAUUGAGGCCUUUGAACAGGAGGCACGUCUUCGCAAUAUCUGCAUUGCCACCUCUGAAAAGGUAGGCAGAUCUAACAUCCGAAAGUCCUAUGACAGUGUCAUCCGGGAGCUGCUCCAAAAGCCCAAUGCUCGAGUGGUUGUUCUCUUUAUGAGAAGUGAUGACUCCCGAGAGCUGAUUGCUGCUGCAAGCCGCUUCAAUGCUUCCUUCACGUGGAUCGCCAGUGAUGGGUGGGGUGCCCAGGAAAGCAUUGUGAAGGGCAAUGAGCAUGUGGCCUAUGGAGCCAUCACCUUAGAACUAGCUUCACAUCCCAUCCGUGAGUUUGAUCGUUACUUCCAGAGCCUCAACCCUUAUAACAACCACCGCAACCCCUGGUUUAGGGACUUCUGGGAACAGAAAUUCCAGUGCAGCCUACAGGGUAAAAGAACACACCGGAGGGUCUGUGACAAGCAUCUAGCAAUCGAUAGCAGCAAUUAUGAGCAGGAAUCCAAAAUCAUGUUUGUGGUGAAUGCUGUUUAUGCCAUGGCCCAUGCCCUACACAAGAUGCAGAGGACCCUCUGCCCAAACACCACCAAGCUUUGUGAAGCCAUGAAGAUUCUAGAUGGAAAAAAGCUGUACACAGAUUACUUGCUAAAAAUAAAUUUCACAGCACCAUUCAAUCCAAACAAAGGAAUAGAUAGCAUUGUCAAAUUUGACACUUAUGGAGAUGGAAUGGGUAGAUACAAUGUAUUCAAUUUCCAGUAUAUUGGUGGCAAAUACUCCUAUCUGAAAGUUGGUCACUGGGCUGAAACUUUGUCAUUGGAUGUCAACUCAAUCCACUGGUCCCGAAGUGUGAUCCCCACCUCCCAGUGCAGUGAUCCUUGUGCUCCCAACGAAAUGAAGAAUAUGCAACCAGGGGAUGUCUGCUGCUGGAUCUGUAUUCCCUGUGAGCCUUUUGAGUACUUGGCUGAUGAGUUCACCUGUGUGGACUGUGGACCUGGGCAGUGGCCCACCCCAGACCUGUCCAGCUGUUAUGACCUCCCUGAAGACUACAUCAAGUGGGAAGAUGCUUGGGCCAUAGGUCCUGUCACAAUUGCAUGCUUGGGUUUUAUGUGCACCUGUAUGGUCGUGACAGUCUUUAUCAAGCACAACAACACCCCUUUGGUCAAAGCAUCAGGAAGGGAGCUCUGCUACAUCUUACUCUUUGGUGUUGGUCUUUCUUAUUGCAUGACAUUCUUUUUUAUCGCUAAGCCGUCACCCGUUAUCUGCACUCUCCGACGCCUGGGGUUGGGCAGCUCCUUCGCAGUGUGUUACGCAGCUCUACUGACGAAGACAAACUGCAUUGCCCGCAUAUUUAAUGGAGUCAAGAAUGGUGCUCAGAGGCCAAAAUUCAUCAGCCCGAGCUCUCAGGUCUUCAUCUGCCUGAGUCUGAUCCUGGUACAGAUUGUAGUGGUGUCUGUGUGGCUCAUCCUGGAGGCUCCAGGCACGCGCAGGUAUACCCUACCAGAGAAGCGGGAAACAGUGAUCUUAAAAUGCAAUGUGAAGGAUUCCAGUAUGCUGAUUUCACUUUCCUACGAUGUGAUCCUGGUGAUCUUAUGUACUGUUUAUGCCUUCAAAACGCGGAAAUGCCCCGAGAACUUCAAUGAAGCUAAGUUCAUUGGUUUUACCAUGUACACCACUUGUAUCAUCUGGCUGGCCUUUCUCCCGAUAUUCUAUGUGACAUCAAGUGACUACAGAGUGCAGACCACAACCAUGUGCAUCUCUGUUAGCCUGAGUGGCUUUGUGGUCCUGGGAUGUCUGUUUGCACCCAAAGUGCACAUCAUACUGUUCCAACCCCAGAAGAAUGUGGUCACACACAGACUCCACUUAAACAGAUUCAGCGUUAGUGGAACUGGAACCACUUACUCACAGUCAUCAGCCAGCACUUAUGUCCCCACGGUGUGCAACGGGAGGGAAGUCCUGGACUCUACCACCUCAUCUCUGUGAUCAUCGUGACUCUGCAGUUCAGUUCUCGUGUGUUUAGACUGUUAGACAAACAUGCACAUGCUGUGCAAUUCUGGCUCAAACAAAACAAAGCAAAAUGAAAAAAAAAAAAAAAAACCAACCCUAGUACCUUUUUUUAGAAACAGUACAAUAAAUUAUUUUUGAGGACUGUACAGUACCUAGUGAUGUGUUAGGACUUUUUAGGCCAGUUUUAGUACCCUUAUAAUUAACUCUUCCAUAGGAUAUGGAAAUAACUAUUGUUUACACAAGCAAGUUGUAGUGACUAGGCCAAGACUGAAAGGGUCUACAGCAAAUAUGGUGGCAAUAUUAGGUAACCUUUUUUCCUAUGAAGUUUUUUGUAGGUCCUUGUUGUAACUAAUUUAGAAUGCGUUUCUAUGUUGUAUAUUAAAGUUACAUUAUGUGUAACAGAUUGUUUUUCUCAGCACAAAAAAGAAGACAUCAGUAUUAAUGUAAAGAUAUUGACAAUAAAACCUUCAAGGUUUUCCAGCA